GCUCUAUAGAGAGAGAAAGAGUUGUGUUUUUUUAGAGAGAGAAGAAGGUGUUUUUUUUUUUCUUUCUUUGUUUUCCUUCUUCCAUUGUUUGUUUGACAAAACCUUGGAAUAAACCAUCUUGUUUUCUUCUUGUAGCUGACAAAUAAAAACACCCAAAAUCUCAUCAGAUGAAUCCAAACAUCAUGAUAUGAAAAAACACCACAAACAGACAUUUCUCUCUCUAAAAAUAAUGGCAUCUCCUUCCAAAAUCUCUUCUUCUGUCAUUUUCUCUCUUCUUUCUUUCAUCCUUCUCUUCUCUCCUCAUUUCCCCGUCGCCGCCAAUUCCUCUCCGGCGAAUCAAACUUUCCGGCCAGACAAACAACUGAAACAAAUCAAAGGUUAUCUCAAGAAAAUCAACAAGCCUUCCCUCAAAACCAUCCAGAGCCCAGAUGGGGAUUUGAUUGAUUGUGUUCCUUAUCAUCUUCAACCAGCAUUUGAUCAUCCUCUACUCAAAGGACAGAAACCAUUUGUAAAUCGGUUGCAGGAGGAAGUAAAAAGACCAGGAGCAAGUUCAAAUUCAACCAUGGAGGUUUUUCAUCAGCUGUGGACACAUUCCGGCGAGUCUUGCCCGGAGGGAACUGUUCCGAUCAGAAGAACAAGUGAAGGUGAUGUUUUGAGAGCAAGUUCGGUAAGAAGAUUUGGAAAGAAAUUGCCAAGAACUGUUAGAAGGGACACAAUGAGUACUGGCCAUGAGCAUGCGGUUGCAUUUGUGAAUGGUGAUCAAUAUUAUGGUGCAAAAGCUAGUAUAAAUGUUUGGUCUCCCAAAGUUACUGAUGAGUUUGAAUUCAGCCUUUCACAAUUAUGGGUAAUUUCCGGUUCCUUUGGCGAGGAUCUCAACACUAUCGAAGCUGGCUGGCAGGUUAGUCCAGAAUUAUAUGGUGACAAUUACCCUAGGUUCUUUACUUAUUGGACGACAGAUGCAUAUCAAGCCACUGGUUGCUAUAAUUUACUAUGUUCAGGAUUUAUUCAAACUAAUAAUAAAAUAGCUAUUGGAGCUGCAAUAUCUCCAAGAUCAUCAUUCAAUGGCAAGCAAUUUGAUAUUGGAGUAAUGGUUUGGAAGGAUCCAAAACAUGGACAUUGGUGGUUGGAAUUUGGGUCGGGUUUAUUAGUUGGUUACUGGCCCGAUGUUUUGUUUAGUCACCUUAGAAGCCAUGCAAGUAUGGUUCAAUUUGGCGGAGAGAUUGUGAACAGAAGAUCAUCGAAUGGCGGUUCUCAUACUUCGACAGAAAUGGGAAGUGGGCAUUUUGGAGACGAAGGGUUUGGAAAGGCGUCUUAUUUCAGAAAUUUGCAGGUUGUGGAUUGGGAUAAUAAUCUUCUUCCAUUAUCUAAUAUUCAUCUUUUGGCUGAUCAUCCUAAUUGCUAUGAUAUCAAAGCUGGAAAGAAUAAUGUAUGGGGAAAUUAUUUCUAUUAUGGAGGACCAGGAAAAAAUGUUAAUUGCCCUUAGCUAGAGACAUAUAUAUAUUUUUUUUUAUUUUUUUUAAACCCUAAAAAAAUUAAAUGACUUCUAGC
Molecule: messenger RNA, 1548 nt
Organism: Impatiens glandulifera
Lineage: Eukaryota; Viridiplantae; Streptophyta; Magnoliopsida; Ericales; Balsaminaceae
Exons: 6
Coding region: 188-1483 (431 amino acids)
Source: RefSeq, a predicted model, not a curated record